Messenger RNA from Emericellopsis cladophorae, 3138 nucleotides. RefSeq names its product exportin-T. The transcript has 3 exons. The coding region runs from base 1 to 3138 and encodes 1045 amino acids. Gene Ontology annotation, molecular function: small GTPase binding; tRNA binding. Gene Ontology annotation, biological process: tRNA re-export from nucleus. Gene Ontology annotation, cellular component: cytoplasm; nuclear pore; nuclear matrix. Lineage: Eukaryota; Fungi; Ascomycota; Sordariomycetes; Hypocreales; Bionectriaceae. The record is from RefSeq and is a predicted model, not a curated record.
AUGGAAGCUCAGUCGAAGCCAUUGCUUGCCAUCAAGGCCGACUCUGCAGUCUGGAUCGCUGACAAGCUCUUCACAAAGAUCGAGAACGCCGUGGGGAUCCUCGGCAAUCCCUACUCCGACCAGUCGCUGAAACAACAAGCCCACGACUACCUGCACCAGCUUCGAGCCGACCCCUCUGCCUGGCAGACCUGCAUUAACCUCUUCGUGCGAAACGCCGGGAGCGACGAUGUGUUACGGCUUUUCUGUCUCGAAGCCGUCAACUAUGCGGUCCACACACAGAGCCUCGACCAGGCAAGUCUGACAUACCUCAAGGACCUGCUCCUGGACUACGUGCAACAAGUAUAUGGCCCAGAGCCUCAGCGAGCACCCGACCCCCCGUCGCUCCAAAACAAGGUGGCACAGACCCUGACGUAUCUCUUUGUCUUCCUCUACCAAAAUGGCUGGCAGAGCUUCCUUGACGAUUUCUUGAACAUCUCGGGCUUGCCUAGCAACAAGGACAAUGUGAACGGCGUCAUUUUCUACCUUCGCAUCCUCAGCUCGAUCCACGACGAGAUUGCCGACAUGCUUUUGGCACGGCAGAAUGGCGAGGCCAAGCGCAAUACGGAACUGAAGGACCAGCUGCGCGCGCAGGAUGUCUACAAAGUAGCAGACUCUUGGAAGCAGCUCCUUGUCAAAUACAACAACAACGAUGCCGUUGUCGAACUGGUCCUAAAGGUCAUCGCCAAGUGGGUCAGUUGGAUGGAUAUUUCUCUGGUUGUCAGCCAAGAUAUGCUUAGCUUGCUGAUCCCUCUUGUUGGUCGGCCGACCCAAGGCAGUGGUGAGGACAAGGUUCGGGACUCAGCCAUUGAGACCCUCACCCAAAUUGUUGGGAAGAAGAUGCGGCCACAGGACAAGGUGGAAAUGAUUUCUUUCCUCAACUUGCGGGAGAUUGCCAGUCAGCUUAUCGCCAGUCCGGCCCUGGGCGAGUACAAGGGUACUUCCAACUACGACACGGACCUCGGUGAAGCUGUGGCUAGCCUGGUGAACGUUGUCAUCGCAGAUAUCGUCCGGGCCCUCGAAGACAGCUCAAUCACCAGCGAGACCAGGAACGCUGCCAACCAGCAUCUGAACGCCUUCUUGCCAUUCCUACUCCGCUUCUUCACCGACGACUACGACGAGAUAUGCUCUAGCGUGAUUCCUGCGCUCACCGAUCUUCUGACCUUCUUGCGCAAGCUUGGACAGCUUCCUCAAGAAUACUCGCAAAUGCUGUCGCCAAUCCUGGACGCCAUCAUCCGGAAAAUGCGCUACGAUGAAGACGCAAACUGGGGGAACGAGGACGAGCAGACCGACGAGGCCGAGUUCCAGGAAUUGCGUCGCAAGCUGCAAAACCUUCAGAAGACCAUUGCGGCUAUAGAUCAGUCGUUAUACAUGGAGACACUCAGCAAUCUCAUGUCAUCGACAUUCCAGACUCUGGAGCAGCAAGGCUCCCAGAUGGACUGGCGGGACCUCGACCUGGCUCUUUACGAGAUGUACGUCUUUGGCGAGCUGGCGCUGCCGAACCACGGAUUGCACACCAAGAACCAGCCUUCAGGCGAGGCUUCGGAGCGCCUGGUGGUGAUGAUCAGGAAGAUGGUUGAAUCAGGCGUGGCAAACUUGGAGCAUCCUGCCAUCUUGCUCCAGUACAUGGAGAUUUGCGUGCGCUACUGUGUCGUCUUCGAAAACCACCAGGACUACAUCCCUGCCGUGCUAGAAAGCUUUGUCCGCUUGGUCCAUCACGAUCACGUUCGUAUCAAGACACGGUCGUGGUAUCUCUUCCACCGCUUCAUCAAGCAUCUCCGUGCCCAGGUCGGCACCGUCGCCGAGACCGUCAUCCAGUCCAUCGGCGACCUCCUGCCUAUAAAGGCGGAGGUCCCAGGCGAGGAUGCCGACGACGACAUGUCCUCGGACGAGUCUGAUCAUUCUGCGGACGCACUCUUCACCAGCCAGCUCUACCUUUUCGAGGCCAUUGGCUGCAUGGCCUCAACGUCUGGCACGCCCGCCGAGAAGCAAGCCAUGUACGCACGAUCGGUGAUAGACCCCCUGUUCAGCGACAUGGAGGCGCACCUGCCCCGCGCAAAGGCAGGCGAUGCACAGGCGACUCUCCAGAUCCACCACAUCAUCAUGGCUCUUGGCGUCCUUGCGCACGGCUUCUCGGACUGGACGCCUGGUUCUACUGCCUCCCAACAGCACGCUCGUCCGGACGAGGCCGUUUCAGCAGAGUUCAGUCGCGCGGCCGAAGCUAUUCUGUACGCGCUCAAAGAACUAAGUUCUUGGUCAGACAUCAGACUCGCCUGUCGAUCAGCCUUCUCACGACUUUUGGGUGUCCUCGGCUCAGCGGUGCUUCCUCAACUACCACAGUGGAUCGAAGGUCUCCUGUCGCAGAAUUCGUCCAAGGAUGAGAUUGCCAUGUUUCUCCGGCUGCUGGACCAAAUCGUCUUUGGCUUCAAGUCGGAGAUCUUCGACGUGCUCAACAUGCUUCUGACGCCACUUCUAGAAAGGAUCUUUACGGGCCUGUCCGAACCCCCUGUUGGCACCGACGACGAGGUCCAGCAGGGCGAGCUCAGGAGGGAGUACCUUUCCUUCAUUCAAAUUAUUCUCAACAACAACCUCGAUGGCGUUCUCAUCAGUGAAGCCAACCAAGGCUCAUUUGAAAAGGUUGUCGCGACCAUCGUCGACAUUGCCCGCGACCUCGAAGCCCAUCUCGGCCCCAGCCGUCUCGCCUUUACAGUCAUGACCCGCAUCUCCGCCAUAUGGGGCGGCCCAGACGUGGCGACGAUUGCCCAGAACCCGACCGCGCCAAUAGGUCCCCCCACGCCUGCGAUUCCCGGAUUUGACCACUUUAUGAUCAGCCGUUUCCACGCCAUCUGCUGGGAGGUUCUCCGGAACCCGAACCUCAAGACUCGCGAUGCGCAGUCGAAGCAGCUCGUCGUCGAAAUUGCCGGCCUCGAGCAGAUGAUCUACACCAAGACGGGGGAUGUCUUUAUCCAGCAGCUGCAGAACGAGCUCUUCCCGAGCAUCGGCGUCAACGGCGAUGAUUUCCUACGCGCCCUGACCACCAACACGGAUAAGAAGGGGUUCUCCAACUAUCUCCUUGAACUUCUCAAGAGCUGGCAACAGUAG